This is a messenger RNA of Bipolaris oryzae ATCC 44560, 996 nucleotides long. RefSeq lists its product as uncharacterized. The coding region runs from base 1 to 996 and encodes 331 amino acids. Gene Ontology annotation, cellular component: cytoplasm. The record is from RefSeq and is a predicted model, not a curated record. The transcript has 2 exons. NCBI's taxonomy places the organism in Eukaryota, Fungi, Ascomycota, Dothideomycetes, Pleosporales, Pleosporaceae. Gene Ontology annotation, biological process: iron-sulfur cluster assembly. Gene Ontology annotation, molecular function: iron-sulfur cluster binding.
AUGGCCCCGCGAUGCUUACUUAUCGGUACGCCGUCGAUCGCAGCGCAUCCUGAGCAACUUGACAAGGUCUACGAAAUCCAUGACCGCAAAUCAACAGACCUGCAGAUGCUGGACCGCAUCGCGGCCGGUCUCGUCAAUCUGCCCGCCUCUACAUACGAUGUUGUCCUUCUCCUUGCCGACGCCGACGGUACAACUCGCGAAAGCCACAAACUGCUAGCACGCGAUGUUAUGAACAAAGUAGUGGGCGCAUUGAAGGUUGGAGGAGUGCUCAAGAGCCAGGCUGGUCCUCUUCAAGGCUCUGAGAAAACAGAGGCUAUCCUUGCUGGGCUCACGGAAACAGCAGAUGGCAUGACAAAGCCAGAGCAAGAAGAGGCCGUGUCGAUACCGCUGAAGUUUGGCAAGAAGAAGGCAGGCGCCGUCAAUGGAACAAAUGGUACAAAUGGCACAAAUGGCACAAAUGGCACAAAUGGCACAAAUGGCACAAAUGGCACGGUCAAUCCAGACGGUUCUGUCCCGCUUAACCUCAAUGGCAAGCGCAACCAAACCGAACCAGCCAAGCCAAACGGCGUAGGCUUCGUGGACUUCAGCGACGAUCUUGACGAUCCCAUCAUUACCGGCGAAGAUGACGAUUUGAUUGACGAAGACGAAUUCAUCACUGAGGCAGACAUGGCUCGACCUGUCAUUCAACCACCUGAAUGUCAGCCCAAGCCAGGAAAGCGACGACGCGCUUGCAAAGAUUGCACUUGCGGUAUGAAGGAGAAACUCGAAGCUGAAGAUGCCGCCAGACGCGCAUCCGCCGACAAAGCUUUGAACGCACUCAAACUGGAUGCCGAUGAUCUUGCCGAAGUGGACUUUACAGUACAAGGCAAGGUGGGCAGCUGCGGGAACUGUGCGCUGGGCGACGCUUUUAGGUGUGAUGGAUGCCCAUAUAUUGGACUACCGGCAUUCAAGCCUGGUGAGGAGGUGCGGUUGUUGAACAAUGAUAUCCAGUUGUAG